Messenger RNA from Oncorhynchus kisutch (coho salmon), 2702 nucleotides. Its product is annotated as protein NDRG1-like. The coding region runs from base 158 to 1378 and encodes 406 amino acids. The record is from RefSeq and is a predicted model, not a curated record. The transcript has 13 exons. NCBI's taxonomy places the organism in Eukaryota, Metazoa, Chordata, Actinopteri, Salmoniformes, Salmonidae.
CCAGAUAUUCCAAACUCUUUGUGACAUCUGAAUGAAAUGUGUUUAUUAGGCUAAACGUCAUAGUCAGAGUUGCCAAGGAAACAAUUGAGGAAGUUAAGAAUCUUGGUGCCUUUUCGAUUUUCAAUCAACACAUCUGUACCACCAUCGACUGAGCGUCAUGUCUAGGAAGGGUGCUCAUCAACAUCAACAGGCUUCUCAGCAGAUCCCCUCUUUGAUGGAGCUGGAUGAGGUUGACCUGGAGGAAAAUGAGGCGCAGGUCAACGUUAACCCACUUCCUGGGCUCACAGGGGCGGUUACUAGACUUAUGGUCGGCUUUAGGGAGGAUGACGUGGAGACUCAGUUUGGACAGGUCCACUGCACCAUGAAGGGGGUUCCCAAGGGCAGCCGCCCCGUCAUCAUGACCUUCCAUGAUAUUGGACUGAACUACAAGUCGUGCUUCAACCCCCUGUUCAGCCACGAGGACAUGCAGGAGAUCAUGAGGCACUUUGCCGUGUGCCACGUUGAUGCCCCUGGGCAGCAUGAGGGUGCCUCCACUCUCUCCACAGAGUACACCUACCCCUCUAUGGACCAGCUCUCUGAGACUCUCCCUGAGGUCCUCAAGCACUUUCGGUUUAAGAGUGUCAUUGGACUGGGCAGCGGUGCUGGUGCCUACAUCCUCGCUAAAUUUGCUCUGAACCAUCCAGAUAAGGUUGAGGGACUUGUCCUCAUCAACAUCAAUGCACGUGCAGAGAGCGUGAUUGAUUCACUUACACACAAGAUGACUGGCUGGAUCCAAGCACUUCCUGAUCAUGUUCUAAACCACAUGUUUGGAAAGGAGGAGAUCCAGAACAACCCUGAUCUGAUCGCCACAUACCGCAACCACAUCACCAAUGAUGUCAACCAGUCCAACCUGGCCCAGUUCUUCAAGUCCUACCAGAGCCGCAGGGGCCUGGAGAUCGAGAGGCCUGUCCCAGGGAGAAACAUUAACGCCAGAACUCUGCAGUGUCCUGCUCUGUUGGUGGUGGGAGACAGCUCCCCUGCAGUCGAGGCUGUGGUCGAGAGCAACGCAAAGCUCAACCCAACACAGACCACACUGCUCAAGAUGGCUGACUGUGGAGGACUUCCCCAGGUGAGUCAGCCUGGCAAACUGACAGAGGCCUUCAAGUACUUCAUCCAGGGCAUGGGUUACAUGUCCUCAGCCAGCAUGACCAGACUGGUGAGGUCCCGCACCGCCUCAGGCUCCAGCAUCGCCUCCUGCGACAGCAGCAGGAGCCGCUCUCACGCCAACGACCACCAGCCCGCCCGGGAGCACACCGACGUGUCCACGGAGAAUGUCUCCAACAGCACCGUAGAUCAGACCGUUGUCGUGUCCAGCAGCAAGACUGAGGAUGUCUGCUAGUGCCCUGGUCACUGAAAGGUCAUAGGUUGUCUCCUAAAUGGCUCCCUAUUUCCUUUAUAGUGCAGUACUUUUGACUAUGUGGGAAAUAGGGAACAUUUGGGACACAACUCCAGUGUCCCUAAACCCUGACCUCAUGACCCCAGUCCUGUCUACCCUACUGCCUGUGUUGCUGCUGACAAUAUACCUCAUAACCCCUGUCCUGUCUACUGCCUGUGUUGCUGCUGACAAACCUCAUAACCCCUGUCCUGUCCUGUCUACCCUACUGCCUGUGUUGCUGCUGACAACAAACCUCAUAACCCCUGUCCUGUCUACCCUACUGCCUGUGUUGCUGCUGACAACAAACCUCAUAACCCCUGUCCUGUCCUGUCUACCCUACUGCCUGUGUUGCUGCUGACAACAAACCUCAUAACCCCUGUCCUGUCUACCCUACUGCCUGUGUUGCUGCUGACAACAAACCUCAUAACCCCUGUCCUGUCCUGUCUACCCUACUGCCUGUGUUGCUGCUGACAACAAACCACAUAACCCCUGUCCUGUCUACCCUACUGCCUGUGUUGCUGCUGACAACAAACCCCAUAACCCCUGUCCUGUCCCUACUGCCUGUGUUGCUGCUGACAACAAACCCCAUAACCCCUGUCCUGUCUACCCUACUGCCUGUGUUGCUGCUGACAAUAAACCACAACAUAUGGCUAUGAUAGACUGUCCUCUACCUAUGCUCUGUUCUCACUGCAUUGUGGGUAAUAAGAGUUUAUACCCAACGGUUGUCAUACUGUAUGUCAUUUGGGUCAUAUGUAAUCUGUAUGGAUGUUCCUCUGUGGAAAUAGUAUCUCUGAUAUGUUAGAAUGUAACAAUGCCAGGGGGGUUUUCCACCAUUAACAUGUCAUGGACAGUUGUGGUGUUAAAGCCAUCUGUGUCUAUUGUCUGGCUUUUUAUAUGUGAUGGAUCAAACUGACGACUCCCUAUUUUAUAACAUGAGACGUCUGUAAUACAUAAUGACUGUAGCUAUCAGUGAUCCUAGGAUGACGCUUAAAUAACCCUGAGAUAAGAUGUAUUAAUGUUUGGUCAAAUCUUUCAAAUGAUGAAAAACUGAUUAUAUUACGAUUUAAAUGAUAUAGAAAUGCAAUGUAUGUAUAGUACCACUUUGUAUUAAAGAAAUAGCAAAAAAAAUGCAGAAAUUAUUUUUACAAAAUUUAUUUGAAAAGAUUUGUCACGACCCAAAUCUUAAUACUUUGUAUUUAUUUGAACCAAUCAAAUGUGACUUCCUGGAUGAGUUUGUUUGUUGUUUAUGAUGACAUUUGAUAUGGUACAUGGUUUACUAGAGUAUUGA